ACACCACUAACUUUUAUGAUUAAUCAUUUUCAUAUAAUCAAAAUAAACCACUUCUGCAAAGCAGAAGCAAACUAAAGGAUUGCACAGUUUUGAAACACAGACACACGUAUGUAAUUUGAUUCACAUGCUAGUGCUUUUGAGGUGAAACACAAUAACUAAAUAUUCAAAAAGAGCCUGGUCCUUGAGAGCUGGAAAGAUCCAGUUGCCACACUGCUUCCUUUAUUUCUUCCAUAUCUAGUGCCUUAGUUAAGAAAGCAUUGUCAUGAAGUGUUAGUAGUUGAGGAAAAUAUUCAAAAAGAGCCUCGGCAUGGAUGAUCAAACUCAUCAAAGGACCAGACCCCAUUCUUGGUUUUAAUGGUAAAUAGUUUCUGCCUUCUCCUUCUCUCUUUUACUGAGUAUUCAAAUGGUUGGGAUCACCUUCUUUCAACCCUUUGAUAUUGGUCUUCUACUUCCAAUAGACGUCCUCUUAUUUAAGCUGGAAUAGUUGUUCAGCUUGUUUUCUAGAACAAGGGAUCUAGCUCCAUCAGUAUCCUGAGUCUUCAUAUUUAUCUCAGCUGUUAAAACCUCCAUCUCAGCCUAUGUUGUCAAAUAAAUUUCCAAAAACCGACUUAUUCCACUCUUAUGUCAUUUUCAGGAACUUAAGUUUGAGAAUAAACCGUGCAUGCCACCACCAAAAUUAUGAGCUUUCCAACACUUUGUAAAUGUGUAUAGGAAAGAGCUAUUGUGAGUGCAAAAAGGCAGCAGAUGCAACCAAACAGCAAACAUAUAAAGAAAUCCAGCACCAAGCUGUCCAAUAUUCACAACAAUAGUAUACUUGCAAAGUUAGCUCACUCGAACAUUAACACCCAACAGAAAUCGCCAACAUAUCAAAGAACACAUAUAAUAAGAACAUCAAAUCAAGGGGAGACACAAUGAUUUACGUGGAAACCCCUUGAGGGCAAAAGCAAACAAUGAGGAGAGUCACAGAAACCUUUAUGUCUCUCCCUAAACAUAGCUCUCUUACAAAAACCCACGAGCUGAAAGCCUCUGUCCUUUUAUAUUAGUGUGUGGGGGAGAGGGUCAAAUUAGCCAUUUUACGUAAAGCCCCCUCAACUUCCUAAGUCCUAACGUAGUGCAAACCACUCCUAUUUCAUCCUACAACAUGUCUAGACAAAGUUUUACAUGAUAAAUGAGCCAAUAUGGCUUCCAAAAGGUGAAAUUAAGAGCUGCAGUUCACAGAUAUCGGACAAUCACAUGUCCUGGAAGCGAUAUUAGGAAAGACCUCUAUUUCCAGCACUACAGCAUCUCAAUAUAAUGGGGCAAUGAUCAGAAGUUUUACGUAUACUACAAAAGUUCUCCAAAAAUAUCCAUAGUUGAUUAUAUAUGGUAUGAUCUUUACUCAAUCUUUUUAUGGAGCUUUGUACUUUUCGAUUAUUUAAUUGAAUUUGAAAAAGUAUUUCAUCCAAAGUAAUAUCCAUUCCUUAGCUGAUCAUAAAACUUUCUGGUUAUUUACUCGCGAUCCGUGCAGAAGCCUUUUCAAAGUUAUUAACUCGGGCAGCCAGUGAGAGAUGCUUAUACAUGGAGUUACAGCCCCUCACACAUCUCAUCUUUUCUUUGGAAAUGACAAUAUCCUGUUUGCUAGGGAAAUUGUAUAUGAGGUCUCCAUCCCAGCCAAUAUCAUUAAUAAAUAUGAGAAGGCUUCUGUGCAGAAAAUCAACCUUCACAAAUCCCAGAUAUCUUUUAGCAAAAAUGUGUCUUGCGAUAAAAGAUUGAUAUUAUGAAUUCACUCCAAGUAGAUGAAGUGGAGAAACAUGAGAAAUAUUUGGACCUCCCCACUAUAAUUGGUAGACAUGAGAAGGUCAUUUUCUCCCAACUUAUAGAAAGAAUCUGGAGAAAAAUUCAAUGUUGGAGAGAAAUUCUACUCCCCGGCCAGGUAAAGAAAUUAUCUUCAAAUCCAUUUUCCAAGCAAUCCCGACAUAUAUACGAUAAGAAUUUUAGAAUUGCAUAUGGUGUUAUUGAUGAAAUCCAUACAAUGUUGGCUAAAUUUUGGUGGGGAGCAAGUGAGGACCAUAGAAAGUUGCAUUGGCUGUCCCGGGGAACAUUAUGCAAACCCAAGAGUAAAGGUGGAAUAGGCAUAAAAUAUCUAAGAGUUUUCAAUCAACCAUUGUUAGCCAAGCAAGGUUGGCGGUUCCGCAUGAUACUUAAUCCAAUUGUUGCAUAUAUUUUAAAAUAGAAAUGUUUUAAAAAAAUGUAGAUUUUGUGGGUGCAGCAAGGGG
Molecule: messenger RNA, 2255 nt
Organism: Cuscuta epithymum
Lineage: Eukaryota; Viridiplantae; Streptophyta; Magnoliopsida; Solanales; Convolvulaceae
Source: the annotation of a GenBank genome assembly